Molecule: messenger RNA, 1553 nt
Organism: Telopea speciosissima
Lineage: Eukaryota; Viridiplantae; Streptophyta; Magnoliopsida; Proteales; Proteaceae
Product: dolichyl-diphosphooligosaccharide--protein glycosyltransferase 48 kDa subunit-like
Exons: 13
Coding region: 85-1392 (435 amino acids)
Cellular component (GO): endoplasmic reticulum membrane; oligosaccharyltransferase complex
Source: RefSeq, a predicted model, not a curated record
UUCAUCUAAAACUAACGUGACCCGUUUCACAGUGCGAAGAAGCUUGUAGCUGAAACUCUGGGAACUCCUAAACCCUGGAAAACAAUGGCGAAGCUCUGGAUCUUCGUGACAUUAGUUUCAUUGCUUCCAUUUCUUGGCAGCUCUUUCUCUUCUGAAAACCCUACGGAUCGUCGUAUCCUCGUACUGUUGGAUGAUUUCGCGAUCAAAUCCUCUCAUUCGAUUUUCUUCAAGUCUCUGCAAACUCGAGGAUUUGAACUUGAUUUCAAGCUAGCAGACGAUCCGAAGCUUUCCUUACAGAGAUACGGACAGUACCUAUAUGAUGGAUUGAUUCUCUUUUCUCCGACGAUCGAGCGUUUCGGAGGAUCCGUGGACUUGGCUGCUGUACUGGAUUUCGUAGAUUCGGGCCAUGACUUGAUUGUUGCUGCCGAUGCUUCUGCAUCUGAUUUGAUUCGGGACAUUGCCACAGAAUGUGGAGUUGAGUUUGACGAGGAUCCUGCAGCCAUGGUUAUUGACCACACCAGCUAUGCAGUCUCAAAAACUGAAGGAGAUCAUACUUUGAUUGCUAGCGAUGGUUUCAUUCAAUCUGAUGUCAUUCUGGGAAGCAAAAUUAUAGAGGUCCCUGUCCUUUUUCAAGGAGUUGGUCACACAUUAAAUCCUACCAAUAACCUGGUAUUGAAAGUUCUAGCAGCUUCACCAUCAGCAUAUUCUGUUAAUCCAAAGAGCAAGUUGUCAACUCCUCCAUCACUCACAGGAUCGGCAAUCUCUUUAGUUUCAGUUGUGCAGGCAAGAAAUAAUGCCCGGAUAUUGAUCUCUGGAUCUUUAGCCCUCUUCAGCAAUCAAUUGUUUAGAUCAGGUGUUGAGAAGGCUGGAAGUUCAACCAAAUUUGAAAAAUCUGGUAAUGAGCAGUUUGUUACUGAACUCAGCAAAUGGGUUUUCCAUGAAAGGGGUCAUCUCAAGGCAGUGAAUGUUAGGCACAACAAAGUUGGAGAAACAGGCGAACCAGCAAUAUACAGGAUCAAUGAUGACCUAGAAUACUCUGUGGAGAUCUAUGAGUGGUCUGGAACCAGCUGGGUACCAUACAUUGCUGAUGAUGUUCAAGUGCAGUUUUACAUGAUGAGCCCCUAUGUGUUGAAAACCUUAUCAACUGACCAGAAGGGUCGCUAUUUUACUUCAUUCAAGGUACCAGAUGUUUAUGGGGUCUUCCAGUUCAAGGUCGAAUACCAGAGGCUUGGAUACACAAGCUUGUCUCUUUCAAAGCAGAUUCCAGUGCGACCAUUCAAACAUAACGAGUAUGAGAGAUUUAUAACCACAGCUUUUCCAUAUUAUGGAUCUUCAUUUUCUAUGAUGGCAGGCUUCUUCAUCUUCACCAUUACCUACUUGUACAACAAAUAGCUCCAAGACCAUUUACAUUCAAGUGAACCUUCGGUUGAGAAUGCAAAAAUUCUUAUGUUAUAAAGAAGUUUUGACCAAGCGGGGUAAUCACACAUUUGUUUUGCAAAUUAUAUUUACAGAGUUAGUGAGAGUCAAAUGCUUUCGACGUCCAUUUCACCUCA